Seminavis robusta is the source of this 930-nucleotide messenger RNA. The record is from the annotation of a GenBank genome assembly. Lineage: Eukaryota; Bacillariophyta; Bacillariophyceae; Naviculales; Naviculaceae.
AUGGCGUCCCAAGAACAACCAGACCGCACCAUCUCUACCAACGUGAUGACCUCGCAGGACCUAUCCAUGCCUAGGAUGCUUUAUGGCUGCGCUUGGAAAAAGGAAAAGACCAAAAAACUGGUUUUGAAGGCUCUUCGAAAUGGAUUUCGUGGAUUCGAUACCGCGGCCCAACCCAAACACUACUUUGAAGCUGGAGCGGGGGAAGCAUUGGCAGAAUUUUUGGCAGAACAAAACGACCUUAAAAGAGAGGAUUUGUUUGUGCAAACCAAAGUGAAUCGAAAACACGCAGCGACGCUAGUUGAAGUUUCCUCGGGUGACGAAAAUAAUGAUUUUGGGGGUGAUGACAUUGGGGCUCAAGUAAAGGCAUCAGUGUCGGCUUCCCUGGUGAACCUGCAAACAACCUAUGUUGAUUCCUUGUUGCUUCAUUCUCCGUAUUCCAAAUUCAAGCAUACUCUGGAGGCUUGGAAAGCUAUGGAAGAAGCGGUGGAUCAGGGUUACGCUAAACAAAUAGGGAUCAGCAAUGUCAAGUCAUUGGAAGAACUCCAACGAUUACAUGCAUCCGCAAGAAUUAAACCUGCUGUAGUCCAACAACGGUUUCAUCGUAAAACAGGUUUUGAGCGAGAAAUGAGGCAAUGGUGCUUGCAAAACGGCGUUUACUUUCAAUCCUUUUGGACCUUGACCGCCAACAGCAAAGAGGGCAAACCUGGAAAGGAUGCGGUCCUUUCUCCAGAGGUACAGAAUAUGGCAAAGAAAUACCUGGUUUCGCCUCAAGUUCUAUUCUAUCGGUGGGCCAUGCAUGACCAGGUUGUUUGCCCACUCAAUGGUACCUCUUCCAAGGAUCACAUGAAGGAGGAUCUAAAGGUAUUCGAGAUCGCCUUGUCGGAGGAGGACUUUCAGGUGAUUUCUGCUGUAGUAUACAGAGAUCUAUGA